[Torrubiella] hemipterigena is the source of this 2172-nucleotide messenger RNA. The record is from the annotation of a GenBank genome assembly. NCBI's taxonomy places the organism in Eukaryota, Fungi, Ascomycota, Sordariomycetes, Hypocreales, Clavicipitaceae.
UCAAGAUUUCGCAUUGCAGCGCGGCAGUGGAGCCACCCGGCCUUCCCCUGGUGGGAUGGCUCGCGGAGCCCCCUACUAACCACCGCUAACCAAGAUACGCUCUGCAGAUUUUAGUUCUAAUUUCAUUGGGGUGCCUCUUUUUUUUGCCUUCUCCUUUCUUCAUCCUCCUCUUUCCGCCACCGCCUCUCGCCUUUCCCGAUAAGCUUCUCUAGAAAAGGGCUUCUUCUCUUGACAGGUGAAAUCGGUUGACAUUUCCCUCGCCGUUGACCUCUCUACGAAUCCUCGCCUCAGCAAACAUCAUCCUUUAAACCCCCACCAUGGGUCUUCUCCAAGACGCCGCAAGCCAUCCGCUUGUCGAGCAGUUCCGCAGCCAGAGCACUGGUCUCCAAGUCGUUAUUGGCCUUACCGCCUUCAUUGUCUUCUCUAUUGUCCUCAAUGUCGCCAACCAAAUUCUCUUCAAGAAGGCCAACGAGCCUCCCAUGGUCUUCCACUGGGUCCCCUUCUUUGGCAGCACCAUUACCUACGGUAUGGAUCCUCCCGCGUUCUUCGAGAAGAACCGCAAGAAGCAUGGUGAUGUCUUCACCUUUGUCCUCCUCGGCAAGAAGACGACUGUCGCUGUUGGCCCGGCCGGAAACGACUUCAUUCUCAACGGCAAGCUCAAGGACGUCAACGCCGAAGAAAUCUACACUGUUUUGACCACUCCCGUCUUCGGACGCGAUGUUGUCUAUGACUGCCCCAACGCCAAGCUCAUGGAGCAGAAGAAGUUCAUGAAGAUUGCCUUGACCACCGAAGCCUUCCGAUCCUACGUGCCCAUUAUCUCGAACGAAGUCACAUCCUACUUCAAGCGCAACGCCGACUUCAAGGGAGACUCUGGCAUUGUUGACAUCCCCAAGAAAAUGGCUGAAAUCACCAUCUUCACUGCUUCUCACGCCCUCCAGGGAAGUGCCAUCCGCGCCAAGUUUGAUGAAUCCCUCGCCGCCCUCUACCACGAUCUCGACAUGGGAUUCAGCCCCAUCAACUUCACUCUUCACUGGGCCCCUCUCCCCUGGAACCGCAGACGUGAUCAUGCUCAGCGCACCAUUGCCAAGAUCUACAUGGACACCAUCAACGAACGCCACGCCAACGCCGAAAAGGACACCGAACUCGAUAUCAUGAAGCAUCUGAUGAACUCUUCUUACAAGAACGGCGUCAAGGUCCCUGACCACGAGGUUGCCCACAUGAUGAUUGCGCUCCUCAUGGCUGGGCAGCACUCUUCUUCUUCUACCAGCUCUUGGAUCAUGCUCCGCCUCGCCCAGAACCCCAAGAUCAUGGACGCCCUCUACGAGGAGCAGGUUAAGGCCUUUGGCAAGAAUCUCCCCGAGCUCGCCUACGAGGACCUCGCCAAGCUUCCCCUCAACCAGGCCAUCAUCAAGGAGACCCUCCGCCUCCACGCCCCCAUUCACUCCAUCCUCCGUGCCGUCAAGUCUCCUAUGCCUGUUCCUGGAACCAAAUACGUCAUUCCUCCCUCCCACAACCUCCUGGCUGCCCCCAUCGUCAGUGCUACCGACCCUGCUUACUUCCCCAGCCCCAUGGAGUGGGAUCCCUACCGUUGGUUGCCCGGCUCUUCCAACGCUCCCACGCUUGUGCGCUCCGAUGAGGAAGAGGAGAAGGUUGACUACGGUUACGGUAUCGUCUCCAAGGGUGCCGCCUCGCCAUACCUUCCCUUUGGUGCUGGCCGUCACCGAUGCAUUGGUGAGCAGUUUGCCAACUUGCAGCUGCAAACCAUUGUGGCCGAGACUGUCCGCCUCUUCAAGUUCAGCAACGUGGACGGCAGCGACUCUCUGAUGGGUACCGACUACGCUUCGCUCUUCUCUCGCCCUCUUGAGCCUGCCAAGAUCCGCUGGGAGAGACGCAACUAGACAUAGUAUUGCGGAACAAUCGAAAACAAAAGGAGAAGAAAAAGCAUGAAUAGAGUUGAGGAGUAAACGUCAUUCCUCUGAAGUAACUGGCCAAGACUGAUUUGGCCCACCAGGGUGUCCAUUUUAUACGGCGUUUUAAUAAGAUUCGUUUGCGUUUCGAGAACGAUUGGCAGGCGCCUGGCCUGUGCCAAAGGAUUGCCCAGCCCAAAGCCAUUUAUUAGAUUUUUAAUACAACCGUACAUAUGUAAUUCCGCUUAAUACACUUUACUUAUAC